GCUUUUGUUAACCUGACAUAUUAACUACAGUUAGCUGACAAAGCUAGCCGGCAGAAUAUAUCCGGGUAUAGUAGCUAGAUUUGCUGCUUGAUAGCUUGUCUCAUUGUUCGUGGCCGGUUCAGUGAGCUGGAAGAAAAUGGAUUACGUGAUGCUAACGGCUCACCCUAGCUGAUGCAACUUUACUCGGUCAUUGUCAUUAUACAAUCAGCUCAUUUAAACCCGUUAGUUAGCUGGCUCAGUAAUCUCAUGCAGCUGAAUAGCUAGAUUGUUGAGCGUAUGUAUAACCUUAAAUCACUAAUGCCACGAUGAUGCUCCAGGAUGGCGCUACACAGCUUCUUUGCCUCACAGCCAGCAGCGGGGUCCCUCUUUUCACAAGAGGAGCCUCCAAACAGCUGCCCUUCUCUGUCAUAGGCUCUCUAAAUGGUGUUCACAUGUUCGGAGGUGGUCAGGGGGUAGUGUUGACCUGCUCUGAGACGCAAGGUGGAGGGAAGGUGGUGUGGAGACUUUUCCAGGACAGUGUGAUACUCAUCGCUGUGAGUGGAGGUGGAGAUGGCGGAGUGGGCAGCAGCAAAGAGGAGGAGGCCCGUCUACAACGCCUCCUGGAGAAUGUGUGGGGCUGCAUGGUGCUGGUGUUAGGGCUGGAUGAGCUGGUUAAUGUCCGGAAUGUUGAGAGGCUUAAAAGGGAACUCAGGUCCUGCUUCAGUCUUAUUGAUGAGCUACUGGAGGACAAGCAGGAGGGUAUUCUGGGAAACCUUACACAUUGUGCUGAUUCACUGGUGCCCCCAAAUCCUGCUCUUUUUCAGGAGGCAGUGGAUGGUUUUGCUCAGGCUGCAGACAGCGAGUUUGGUUGCCUCGUUGUUCAUGGGCGAAUCGCUACAGCAACUGAAAAGUGGUGGCGCCUCGCACCGCAGGAAGUUGUCCUGCUUUCUGCUUUGAUACGCUCACACUCAGCCUCUGGAUCUGCUUCUUGUGAUUACCCAAUUUUCCUUCCUCAUGGCAGCCCCACUGUAGCCCACCGUCUUCUCCGCUUCCAGCUGCUGCCCGGAGCAGACGUAUGUGUGCUGUGCGGUCCAACCCCAUCCCUGCAUGGAGCUGAGACUGGGCUGGUGGGUCGUUUCUGGUCUCCUUUGGUCGAGACCCUGAGAGAGUGCCUGGCUGUUGGAGAACGCUGCCUACCAGGGUCUGUAUCCGUUCGGCCUGAUGUGCUGGCACUUCUUCUCAUCAACCGUGAAACACGUCGUGCAGUCUCCUGUGUACGGACUUCCAAUUACCAUUACGAUGAUCCAUUACUCUCCAGAGCCCGCUGCUGGGAGCUGCUGAAACUCUUUUAUAUCUUCAGCACCUCACGGUACUUCACCCAGGAAGAGCCUUUAUGUGUCUCCACAGAAGAAAAGGCUCAAAGAGGCAACACUGAAGACUUUCCUCUUGGAUUCUCCCACCAGCCCCAACAAUGUUAUCUAGUUACAGAGGAAUGCAAAAGCUAUGGACUUCAAACACCACAGCACCAGCUGUUUCUGCUCAUCUUACCAUCUGUGCCCACGUUUGCACUGCGUACACUGGCUACACAGACUCUGUCUGAUAUAGUAGCAGCCACAGGGUUCUAAUUGAAUUUGCUGUUUAACACCUUUUUUUUAAAAAAUCACAGGUGAAUAUCUAUAACAUUAAUGUGAAUUUACAUUUUCUUUACUGAUUUACGCAAGCAUAUUAUAUGCUCACACACAAAUCUCACAUCAUAAAGAUAAGCUACUAUUUUUGUAAAGACAGUUAUUAACUGUGCACUGGUAAAAUCUAUGGUAGAAACAAUGAAACACUACUCAAGCUCUUACAGUUUCUACUACGCUGCCUCUAAUGCUGGCAAAAUAUAAAAACACAUUGAAAUGUUA
Messenger RNA from Haplochromis burtoni (Burton's mouthbrooder), 1883 nucleotides. RefSeq names its product fuzzy planar cell polarity protein (gene fuz). Lineage: Eukaryota; Metazoa; Chordata; Actinopteri; Cichliformes; Cichlidae. Gene Ontology annotation, biological process: non-motile cilium assembly; vesicle-mediated transport. The transcript has a single exon. The coding region runs from base 306 to 1604 and encodes 432 amino acids. The record is from RefSeq and is a predicted model, not a curated record.